UUGCAAGAAGAAAUUUUGAAAAGAAACUCUUGGAAAAGGUUCGAUUUUCCAUGCUUAAUUCUCGAGCAGUGCAAAUAGGAAAGAUGCCCAAACCUGAAGUGCUAUGUGAUGUCAUCUGAUGAUGUCACAGGAUCUAGAGGAGCAGUGGAAACCAUGGAAACGUAACAUUCUGUCCUUGCUAGCCACCAUCCUUGACAGUUAGCAAACCUGGCCACCUCCUUAGCUCUGCUGUACUUAGUUUUAGCUACGCUGUCAGUUGGAGUUUUGUUUCAAAACAGAAGCAGAGUUGAAUUUCUGAAAACCCAAUUUUUAAAGAAAACUACUGUUUUCAGGAUAAAAUUAAGAUUUCCCUGUACAGGGAUAGCUUUUAUGUUUUAAUGAAUGUUCUGCCUGAAUAAAACAAGUAGAGUAGAUGCAUAAGAAGUGAAAAUGGCUGAAGGUGGAAAUGACCGCUAUUUUUAUUCUCCGUAUGCACAGCAAAACUACAGCAACAUCUUGUGUUUCUGGGAAACGCAGCCAUUAGGCUGUGUGAGGAUCAGUUGCAUCUUCCAUCAUAGCAAACCUCGUAAUAUAAAUGGACUUUUUCUGCCACCUAGUAACAAUACUGUAUUUCAACAGGAAGGCCAAGAAGGAAUUUUGAAUUCAGCCCAUAGUCAAGAGUCACUCAAAAUUCAGGAGGCUUUUUUAAGACCAAUUCACCCUCCAGUGGUUGUAAACCUCAGCCAUGAUGAGGACGAUGAAGAGGAGGAUGAAGAGGAGGAUGAAGAUAACAAGAAUAAUAUUUCUGAUCUGUUGGAAAAGACUGCUGAAGACAUUGAAGAGGAAAGAGCAAUAAAGGAAAUGUGCUAUAAAUCUGGAGAAUAUUAUAGGAUUCAGUACCCUCAGGAACACCAGUCAACAGAAAUGGUAUCUCCAUCUCCAUCUUUGGAAAAUGAACAAUUACCAAUGGAAACCAUCGAGCAUGAUUUGUGGAAAGGUGACAGUAAUACAAUUCCUACAAAAUUUAAUAAUGUGGAAAGAGAGAGAGAGACUUCAGGAAGGAAAAUAUCAGUGCAGUGUAUUAGCAGAACACAUGAUAAAUCCUAUGAAAAUGAAGCUUCAUUUUCUGUAGGAGGUGAUUAUUCUGCGGCACAGAGAAACAAAUAUGUUAAUAGACAAAGAAGUGAGGCACAAUCUUUUGAAAAAACACCAACUGCAUCAAAAUAUUCAAAUAUAAAAGCAACAAACAGCUCUGAACGGGUGAGAAAAUACCACUUCAAGGGAGUAAAGAAAAAGAAAUGGAUUUCUGAGGAGCAAAGAAACUCACCUAAUCCAGGAAUAGGCAAAGGAAUUCCCACUUCAUACUCAAAAGCUACAACAAAUUACCAACGAAAUUAUCAAAGGAAGGAUGAUGAAACUGCUUCUUCUAUUCAUUCUGUGAGACAGACUGAAAGAAACACUUACUUCAAUUCUGCAGAACCUCGAAGGUCAGCAUAUGUGUUCUACCGUAAUACCAGAGUCAUACAGGAGCCAAGGUUUAAUGGAUAUACAGACAGGUAUUCUUCAGGAUCUUACAAUGCACCAACUUGGAGAAAAAGAAAUCCACAUGCGAAGACAUUCUCUAAGUUUAAAACAACCGUUCAGAACCAAGCAGAAAUGGAGAUGAAGAAAAAAGGAGAAUGAUCUACAUGCAGCAGAAAGAUAUGAAGCCAAUACUUACUUUGAAGAAAAAUUUAAGUUGAAGAGGGAAAUCACAACUGGACACCAAAAUGAUAAAAUAAGAUGCAGGAAGUACACUCUAACAUUCAAAAAUGAAAAGAAUGUAUAGUAAAAGUAUGUUCUGUAUGUGCACCUAUAAAGAUCUUCAGUCUGCUCACACAAUUUAAUCUGCUUUGAAAAUUUGGCAGUUGAAAUGAUUUUUUUACAGACUUUGGCUAUAUACUGGAAGACUGAUAGUAAAAGAUCCUUAAAAGAUACUGUCUGUUUUGUCAGACAGAUGCUUUAAUGCAUAAUUAUUAAUAUGAAUAGAUAUUAUUAGUUGUACUUGGCAUUUCAUAGGACUUUGAAUGUAAGCAGCAAUACUGAUGCAUUCUAGAAGAUGUCUGUGUUGCUGUGAAAGCCAGAUUCAUAGAUGACAUAAUUGUUUGCUUGAUGUUUGGGGGCUCGGUAUGAGUUUGACCUUGACAUUUCAUCAUUUUUGCAAGAAUUAACUGAAAUUUGUUUCUACACAUAUUUUAAACAAAUGUAUAAAAGAUUUGAUAAAGACAGAGACUUUAAUAUUGCUUUCUGAAAAACCAAACUGUCUAAAUAUUUGUAGUGAAAAACAGCUUACUGAUAUUUCCCUAGAGGACAUAAACUUGUUAUAACAUCUUUUCUUCAUUUCAGUGAUCUUUGUUGUUGUUUUUCUGUACCGUGUAUCAAUUUGAUUUCCUACCUGUAAAUGGAGAGAAUGGGAUUUGAUCACCUUCAUUCUGUGCUUAGUUCAAUAUAUCAAAUGUUAAAGGGCAAUGUGUGAAAAUACAUUGACUGCCACACCAGAAGGCAAAUGUAAGCAGGAAAUAGAGCCCAAAAGAGGAUCUUUAGAAGAUAAAGAUAAAUGCACUCAAAAAGUCAAAAUACCUUUGAAUACUGAAAAUUGCAUAACUGUGUGCCAUGUAACAGAAAGAGAUGUGUUUCAAAGAGAGUUAAGAAAAAGGGGGCCAGGAAAAGAAUUAUCUGUUAUACAUGGAAUACUGGUCAGUAGCCAAUGGAUGUGCCUAGUACUGAAUAGUUACAUAUAAAUGGAAUUAUUUCUUUGUCUCAAACAUUUUUCCUUUUUUAAUUUUAUGCAUUUACAUGACCCUUGGUCAUACUUAGAACAUAGUUUUGGAGUAGAGCCCUUCAAACUUGUUUGGGGAGCGCUGUGGUCCAGUGGCAGCCACAGCUGUGCAUAUAAAAGCAUUUUGUUUCCUUGCAACAUUUGCUUCAUUUUGACUGAACAUGAAAUUGUAUCAGAUGCCUUCUAGGGUGCCUUCUCGUUAAAAUUACUGUAUUGUUCUAUGAGAAAUAUCGUCAUACUUUCCUGAAAAUAUCUUGCAAAAACAAGGUAGUGGCAAAAUUUUUAUAGCUUUUAGAAAUUUAAUUUUUAAUAAUAUGAAUGUUAAAAAUGCUGUAAUUAUUGCAGUUGAGCAUUGCUUAGCUGAGAAUAGAUUGCCUAUUUUAGCUGAGAUACUGAAAAUGUAAAAGACACGAAACAUCUUUUUAAAAUCAAUUACUAAGCGUACUGAAAAUGUCUCCCUCUCUCUAAUUAAAUACUGGAUUUUCGAAUUGUAGCACACAGUGCCUUGCAGCAACAUUUUGUAUGUUGUCUGCUUGAGGCAUCUUAAAAUCUGGAUUUGGAGGGCUAUUCUGCCCAGAUAUUUUUUAAAAACUUGAAAAAUACUCUCAUUUUUUUCUCUGCUAUCUAAAUGUAAAUCUUACAUUUAGUGAUUGUUCAAUCUCUCUGUAGCUUACAGUAUUAUAUUUAACAGGACAAUAAAUUGAGCAGGGCUCGAAUAU
Meleagris gallopavo (turkey) is the source of this 3516-nucleotide messenger RNA. NCBI's taxonomy places the organism in Eukaryota, Metazoa, Chordata, Aves, Galliformes, Phasianidae. The record is from RefSeq and is a predicted model, not a curated record.